Angiostrongylus costaricensis is the source of this 450-nucleotide messenger RNA. The record is from the annotation of a GenBank genome assembly. NCBI's taxonomy places the organism in Eukaryota, Metazoa, Nematoda, Chromadorea, Rhabditida, Metastrongylidae.
AUGAAUACGGAAAUGCAGUGCAUCGCUGACGCUUACGGCCAUACCACGUUGAAAGCACGCCAUCCCGUCCGAUCUGGCAAGUUAAGCAACGUUGGGCCUGGAUACACGCCACCCCGUCCGAUCUGGCAAGUUAAGCAACGUUGGGCCUGGUUUGUACUUGGAUCGGAGACGGCUUGGGAAUCCCAGGUGUCGCAAGCUUUUCCGUGCAUCGCUGUCGCUUACGGCCAUACCACGUUAAAGGCACGCAAUCCCCUCCGAUCUGGCAAGUUAAGCAACGUUAUUUUCAAAUGGGACCUUCCAACAUAUCAACGGUGGUACAUCAUCAUCCACUAUUCCUAUUCACACACCUUCAGCGAUUGUCUUAGAAUGAAUUCGGAAAUGCAGUCCAAGCAACGUUGGGCCUGGUUAGUACUUGGAUCGGAGACGGCUUGGGAAUCCCAGGUUUCGUAA